This is a messenger RNA of Galleria mellonella (greater wax moth), 514 nucleotides long. RefSeq names its product transmembrane protein 258-like. Bases 154 to 399 code for a protein of 81 amino acids. The record is from RefSeq and is a predicted model, not a curated record. Gene Ontology annotation, biological process: protein N-linked glycosylation. NCBI's taxonomy places the organism in Eukaryota, Metazoa, Arthropoda, Insecta, Lepidoptera, Pyralidae. The transcript has 2 exons. Gene Ontology annotation, cellular component: membrane-bounded organelle.
UCAAAUUAAAAAGCUUUCAUAGACUGUCAUACCGUAAUAAUCUGUUAACAGCUGUCACAAUCUUAUUGGACGGUGUCAUUCAUAAUUUAUUGCUCAAUUUUGCGGCGUGUUAUUUCUAAAUAUUAGACGAAACUAAUAAAAAAAAAUAAAAAAAUGAGCUUGGAAAUAGAGUCGAUGGUGCGUUAUGCAUCACCUAUUAAUCCGGCGGUGUUUCCUCAUCUAACGCUGCUAUUGCUCGGCAUCGGCAUAUUCUUCACGGCCUGGUUUUUCGUCUACGAAGUUACAAGCACCAAAUUGUCCAGAGACUUAUUUAAAGAACUUCUUUUAUCCUUGGUCGCCGCAUUAUUCUCUGGAUUCGGUAUUUUGUUCUUGUUAUUAUGGGUGGGCAUUUAUGUGUGAUAUUGAACUAAUUAAAAUUUAAUCUGUUUUGGCAUUCCUGGAGAACAUGUGUGGUUGAUUAUCAGUGAUUAAAUGAGUUUAUAUGUUUAAGAAAUAAAUUUUUAUAUUUAAUAUU